Rubroshorea leprosula is the source of this 1050-nucleotide messenger RNA. The record is from the annotation of a GenBank genome assembly. NCBI's taxonomy places the organism in Eukaryota, Viridiplantae, Streptophyta, Magnoliopsida, Malvales, Dipterocarpaceae.
AAUAGAAGAAGCUCAUGAUUUAAGUGCCAUGACUGUUAAGAUGCUGUAAGGGAAACUCCUUAUACAUGAAAUGGCCAUGAAAAAUGAUGAAAGUGAUGAUGAUUCUCGGAAGAAGAAAUCUGCAGCUUUCAAAAGCUCCUCCAAAGAUGAAUGUGACAGUGAUGAAGAGGAUGAUGAAGAAUUUGUAUUGCUUGCUCGAAAGUUUAAGAGAUUCCUAAGGAAAGACAUGUUGAAGAAUCAAGGACAACAAAAGAAAAACUACAAAAGCAAUACAGGAAAGGGAGAAAGCAAUAAAAAGGAUGAGAUUAUCUACUACAGAUUCAAGAAGGCUGGACAUAUUAAAUUUGAGUGUCCAAACAAUGAUGAAAAGAGUCUAAAAGCUAAAAAGAAAAAUAAGGCAAUGGUUGCCACAUGGAGCUGUAGUGAGGACUCAUCUUCUAGUAAAGAAGAAAGUGACAUGGAAGCUCAUAUUUGUCUCAUGACAAAUGAUGACACAGAUGAGGGAAGCUUCAAAGAAAAAUUGAAGAAAGAAAAAUGGCAUCUGGACAGUGGGUCUUCUAGACAUAUGACAGGAGACAAAUUGCAAUUCUUGAACCUUGAGGCAAUGAAAGGAGGAACAAUGACUUUUGGUGACAAUGCAAAAGGCCACAUUAAAGGUAUUAGCAAAGCAGGUGAAAUUCAAACAAGGAUUGGAGAGCUGCAUCUUGAAGAAAAUUCUAGAAAAGAAGAAGGCUCACAAGAACAGAAUGAUGCUCCUCGCCAAGACUUUCCAACAGUGGCGGAGACAGGGGGGUGCGAGGGGGGGCGCUCGCCCCCUUGAAAUUUGAAAAUCUUGCAAAUUAGUAUAUGAAAAAAUUAUUUAGCCUCCCCUGAACUUUGAAAAUUUUAGUAUUUUGCCCCCUCUGAAAAAAAUUUCUGCCUCCGCCCCUGCUUUCCAAAGACAUGGAAAUUCAAGAAAGAUCAUCCAAAAGAACAAAUCAUUGGUGACAUAGAAAAGGGGGUAACAACAAGAUCUCACUUUGAUUUUGUGAAUAACUUUUCAUUUAUUUC